Messenger RNA from Tilletiaria anomala UBC 951, 1188 nucleotides. Its product is annotated as ras-domain-containing protein. Gene Ontology annotation, biological process: regulation of endocytosis. The transcript has 4 exons. Gene Ontology annotation, cellular component: endosome. Lineage: Eukaryota; Fungi; Basidiomycota; Exobasidiomycetes; Georgefischeriales; Tilletiariaceae. Gene Ontology annotation, molecular function: GTP binding; GTPase activity. Bases 285 to 1049 code for a protein of 254 amino acids. The record is from RefSeq and is a predicted model, not a curated record.
CGUUUCGCAUCUCUCUUCUAUGUCGAACGCAUGCAGCACCUGCUGCAGACCUCUGGAUAUUGAUCAAGAAAAUCCGUCAGAUGAGCAGUCAUGCGGCUGCGCCUUCGCUUCUCCUGGCGGCUCUGAAUCCAAACAGGGAAAGCAGUCCCCCUCGAUCAACGUUCGCCUUCACUCUACCAGUGAAGAAACAGCCUCGUCUGACCCAACGGGCAAGUCCAUCCUUGUGGCUCUUGACAAGCCAGAGUAUAUCUUGCGUGUAGCGCCACAGUAGUCGCUCCGCCGGGAUGGCAGAAGACGAAAGCGCUGGCUUCGAGCUGGCGUCAGCUUACGAUUUCUUACUUAAGUGUAUUCUCAUUGGCGAGUCGGGGACGGGGAAAUCGUGCUUGCUGCAUCAUUUCGUCAACAAUCAAUUUCGAACAAAUUCGGCACAUACGAUUGGCGUCGAGUUCUCGUCUCGCAUCGUCAAGAUUGGCAACAAGAACGUCAAGCUGCAGCUGUGGGAUACAGCUGGUCAGGAGCGCUUUCGAUCUGUCACUAGAAGCUAUUACCGCGGUGCGGCGGUGUGCAUUCUCGUUUACGACAUUACAAAACGGACAACGUAUGAGCCGCUCUCACGAUGGCUGGCGGACGCAAGGGCUGUGGCAUCUCCAGAUCUCGCAGUGGUCGUAGUGGGCAACAAGCUCGAUCGAGCGGAUGACGAGCGGGAAGUGAGCCAGCUAGAGGCUACGCAAUGGGCGAGCGAUAAUGGCGUACUCUUCCUCGAAACCUCCUCGCUGACCGGCGAGAACGUCGAGACGCCUUUUCUGCUUGCCGCACGCUCCAUUCUACUCGCCAUCGAAUCAGGGCGGCUAGAUCCUGAAAAGCCCGGCAGCGGCAUCUCAUUUGGCGACCGUACCCUGCGCCGGCUCGGCAGCGGCAGCCGAUUGAGCUUUGGAUUUGGCAGCGCUAGCGGCGCCGGCAGCGAUGCUGGAAGCACAAGGGGCAGGAGCGGUGGGGUCAUCAGGCUCAAGAACAGAGUCACGGAGAGCUUCGAGGGGUGUUGCUCGUGAGCUAGAGCGUCGCGUUCGCUAAUGCUUUGGUUGCGACCAGUCGAUGCAUCUUUUCAUUCCAGACUAGCAUUUCGUGUAUAUAUCAUGCCUUGUCCGGCUACCGUCAUAAUGAAGAUACCCUUGUCCCGUCCUUUUUUGG